CUGUGUGAGCUGCUGCUGCGAUAGCUCCUCUGUGAGCCGCGGCGAGCGACUGAGUCCGAGUGAAGCCAUGGGCCAUGGCGAGCGCGUCUCCCAGUGAUUGUGUCGACAGUGAGCUGAGCUGCCCCAUCUGCCUGGGCACGUUUGACUGCCCCUCCACGCUGAGCUGUGGACACUCGUUCUGCCUCCGGUGUCUGGACGGUGCCUGGGAGAGAGCGAGCAGCUUCAGCUGCCCGCAGUGCCGAGCGGCCUUCCGUGAGCGACCCCAGCUGAAGAGGAACGUGGCACUCGCCAACCUGGUGGAGCAGCUCAGAGUUGGAGAUAGGAUGGCUGGAGUUGUCUUCUGUGACGGCUGUGAUGAUGGGGAGACUCCUGCAGUGAAGACCUGCCUCAGGUGUGAGACUUCCUUCUGUGAAUCCCACCUGAAGCCUCACCUUAAAAACCCCAAGUUUAAAGACCAUGUCCUAGUGGCUCCCAUUGUUAAUGUGGAGGAACGGAGAUGCAAGAAGCAUGAAGAUCCCUACCAGUUCUACUGCAAGCAGGACGGCGGCCUGGUCUGCACGGUCUGCUCCAUCACUUGUGCACACAAACGACAUGAUGUCAUCGCACUGGAAGAUGAGCACAAGACACGGAAGAGUGGAGUCGGAGCGGAGACGCGAUCGGUGGAGGAGAAGAGGAAGAAGGCGGAGGCGUCCGUGGGACGGAUGAAGGCCGCUCGCAAGGCCGUGCAGGAUUCCAUGGUCCAGACCAAGGCUCGCAUCUCAUGCGAGUUCACCCAUAUGAGGGCGACACUGGAUGAAGACGAGAGGGCAGCUCUGGACCGCGUGGACGUGAAGGGGCGUGAGCUCCUGUCCCAGAUCAAGGAGAACAUCGCUCAUUACGAGCGCGAGAUUAGUGACCUCCAGGCAGCAGCCACGCGCCUGCGCGCUCUGCAGGAGGAGAGGGACUCGCUCACAUUCCUGCAGGUUCACCUAAAGGAGACAAACCGGAGAGACGCUCAGAAGGGAUCUCCACCCUCAUCUCCCAGUGAAGAAGACAUCGCCUCGAUCAGCACCCUGCAGGGAGCUGUGGUCAACUUGCUGGCAUUCAUGUAUGGACGCUCACCAACUCUCGACCCAAACUCGGCCCACAACGACCUCCAGAUUUCCUCGGAUCUCAGGACGGUGGCGUGGACCGCUGUCUCCCAGGGUCGCCCCGAUCACCCACACCGGUUUGAUGGCUAUACACAAGCCCUGUGCUCCCAGAGCUUCUCGUCGGGUCAGCACUACUGGGAGGUGGACGUGGGGGGUGUGGCGGGGGAUUGUGAGGUUGGAGUCGCGUACGGGACGAUCGCUCGGAAAGGGAGUGGUAAAGAGUUAUGGCUGGGACAGAACGACUCGUCCUGGGUUUUAUAUAAAGAUAACAACUGCUGCUACGUGAUUCAUGGUGAUGUAUUGACCUCAGUGCCGUUGAGGGAUCCUCCCCGGAGAGUCGGGUGUCACCUGCACUGGGAGGCGGGGCUGCUGUCGUUUUACUGCGCCGACUCCAUGAAACUGCUUUACUCCAUUCACCACUCGUUUAGUCAACCGCUCUACCCCGCACUGUAUGUGUAUGGUAAUGAAGGUGACUCAGUGAGAAUUGUGGAUCUGAGUCGUGCGUCCUGAGAGCACGGAGUGUGAGCAGCGCAGAGAAACGUGCACAACGUACAGACUCACGCACACAAAGACACAGAUCCCCCGUGUAGCCUUAACAGACUGUUGGGGCAAGUGCUAGUAGCGAGCACCUUUGAAGGCCGGCACGGCACUCGAUGGGGUGGGUGGCCAACAAUACGCCCGACCGCCUUUAUAUCCCCAAGGUUGAUGUUUACACACCGUACCAGGAACUCAUUUUUCAGGCUGACUCGACCUAGGGGAGGCCAAUGACCGGUUCACCAACACCAGUGACGAUUAUCGGAAUCGGUCCACGAUCUUCCCUAGGUCGACUGAGCCUCAAAUAAGUACCUUCUGCGAUGUUCAAACAUCGCCACUGGGGAGACAAAGGCGGGUCUCUCCCAGGCUGGCCUUUAUAGGUGCUACUCACUAACAGCAUUUGAUACAAUAGUUUUUAAGGCUAUAUGGGGGAUCUUUGGGUGAGUGGGUUGGUAUGUGUGUGCCUUUCUCUGUGUGUCUUUGUUUUUGAAUCUUUGUGUGUCUGUGCGUGGUGCUGACCACCCACCCCCUCGUGUGUUACAGUGCCAGCGUUCAUCGGUGCUACUCGCUACUAACAGCACUUGCCCAAACAGUCUGUUAAAGCUACAGGGGGUACCUUUGUCUUUAGUGUAUAGAGAGCCAUGUGCGUCGUGUGGGGUUGAGCGGUGGUGCAGUGGUUAGCACACUCGUGGGGGAGGGCGGGGGGAGCCAAGGUUCUGACACCAUCGUCCCUCGCACCGCACGCCGCAUGGCGCUCAACGCUGAGGGGGCGGAGCUCCACAGCGGGCGUGCUGGGAACACGCGUCACGUGACGCUACAGGGUGACGCGCGCCGUACCCUCGCGGUCACUCGUUCGUUGGGCGAUAAACCCGGGGUGGGAAUGGGAUGGCAUCACUCGGGGGGAACUACUCGUGUUGUGUGUUGAGCGCCGCUGGGCUAAAACAUUUGUGUUAAAACCAGCGGUCGAGUGACUCCUCUACCUACCCAAAGUAAUUUUAUUUUACAGAGCAUUGAGAGAGAGAGAAGCCAUUCUAACACCUAGUAGUAGUAGGAUGGCUUUCGCCACCAAUAUUAUUUGUAAUAAAGGUUUGUUUUGUUUAACGUUUUAAUAAUAUGCUCUCAGACUGAGACUUUGGACCUCCAGCCGCAACCUUCGAUUCAUGGGAUAACGCCUUCCCCUGCUGACAAAAAUUGGAAUUGUUUUUUGACUUGGAAGUCGGUUAUUUAAUUAAGCCUGAUAUAUAUCUAGAGUGAAGAUCUACUUUACACUGCAACACGACUAAUAUUGUCACAAACACUUUGUCUUAUUAAUGCGUAAGACACCAAUCCGGUGUGAACCCAACCUCAAGUCUGAGGCUGUUUAGCAAUGCGUACAUGAUUUGUGACACUGAUUAUAUCGUACCAGUUGUAAAAUGGUAUGAACGCUAAUCACAUUGUGCUCUGGGCUAUGUGUGAAAUUUCUAUUUUCUUCAUUGCUGGCAUGGGUUUGACUUGUUUUUUUUCGUUUUCAUGAACCAGGUAACUCUUGUCAAUGAGACUUAUCCUGGUAUCUUGAGUUCUCACCUGGUUAAACAAAUUGACUUUAACACGUAGGCUUUCGCGACCAAGGUUAUCAAUAAUAAAGGUUUCUUGGGUUAGAUUGCGUAAAUAUAAAAAAAUACUUAAUUGUGUUGUGGGUUACCUGUGAAUUGGAAUCACAUUGUAUUGUGGUUCAAGGGUCAAUGUAUUCUCGGUGAAUUGAAAAUAAAAUCUGAAAAUAUAUUUUCAGGAUUGUCA
This is a messenger RNA of Lethenteron reissneri (Far Eastern brook lamprey), 3440 nucleotides long. RefSeq names its product zinc-binding protein A33-like. NCBI's taxonomy places the organism in Eukaryota, Metazoa, Chordata, Hyperoartia, Petromyzontiformes, Petromyzontidae. The record is from RefSeq and is a predicted model, not a curated record. Gene Ontology annotation, molecular function: zinc ion binding; protein binding.